CCAUAUAACUGAUAUGGUCUGAUCAUUCUACGCUAACAAGAAAAAAAAAAAAACGAAGGAAAAUGGCAACAACAUUAGCUACCUUAUCAACUGUCGUUGGCCUGGGCAGUAGCUCACUGUCAUGCCCUAGUCCCAUUUCUUCUCCCAGGAGAGUCCCCCUCAUCUCUGGGUUUGUGAAAUCAGCAGUCACAGCAAGAAAUCCACUGAGACAAACCGGUGCUAAUGGAGGAAAGUUCAUGUGCUUUGAGAGGGAUUGGCUGCGAACGGACCUGAAUGUGAUAGGGUUUGGGUUGAUAGGGUGGCUAGCUCCAUCAAGCAUACCAGCCAUCAAUGGGAAGAGCUUGACUGGUCUCUUCUUUGAGAGUAUUGGUACUGAGCUUGCUCACUUCCCCACCCCUCCUCCUCUUACUUCUCAGUUCUGGUUGUGGUUGAUCACAUGGCACUUGGGCCUAUUCCUGUGCCUGACUUUUGGGCAGAUUGGGUUCAAGGGAAGGACUGAGGACUACUUUAAUUAAAUUAGGUUAAUUACUCUCUUUUUUAUUUGCAAUCUGCAAUUUCUUAAAUCACAUCAGCUGUCUUUGUUUCCUUUCUUCCAUGGAUAUGUAAUGUAAUGUCACUUGCUUAAUUAUUUACUUUAUUAGCAUAUGUUUGUUUUGCAAAUCACCUGAAAAAUAUUUUAUGUAACUAUUUAGCUAUAUUUCACUUUUU
Hevea brasiliensis (rubber tree) is the source of this 708-nucleotide messenger RNA. RefSeq names its product photosystem I subunit O. The transcript has 4 exons. Lineage: Eukaryota; Viridiplantae; Streptophyta; Magnoliopsida; Malpighiales; Euphorbiaceae. The record is from RefSeq and is a predicted model, not a curated record. The coding region runs from base 63 to 515 and encodes 150 amino acids.